Molecule: messenger RNA, 2097 nt
Organism: Glarea lozoyensis ATCC 20868
Lineage: Eukaryota; Fungi; Ascomycota; Leotiomycetes; Helotiales; Helotiaceae
Product: arsenite efflux transporter ArsB-like, putative
Exons: 2
Coding region: 1-2097 (698 amino acids)
Biological process (GO): transmembrane transport
Cellular component (GO): membrane
Source: RefSeq, a predicted model, not a curated record
AUGGUCGAAAAAGAACCCAUAGAUCUUGAUACCAGCAAGAUCAAGGAAUGGAAAUCCAUUGUGACACUUCUUGUCUUCAUCAUUACGAAUCUCAUUGUAUUAUUUCCGUUUCAUGUUCCCAUCUAUAUUCCUCGAAAGUUGUCAAAUGCCUUUUUGGAUACCUGUAGCAGACUUCGGAUCAUCUCGCCAAGACAAGACCCUCAUCAUGAUCACGAGGAUGGCCAACACGAGCAGCUCUCAAGUCUUGUACGACUAGAGUUUCCUAUGAACUUUGUCACCGCGCCAAUCAUAGCAGACCUCUUCUUGCUUGCUAUCAUAGCCAUUGGUCGCAAAGAGGUUCACGAUGGCACGAUUGGAGCGAAUCACAUUUCUCCUAUUGAGAUUAUGGCCUUCUUCCUCACCUUGGCUUAUAUCGCCAUCUCAAUUGAUGCAUCUGGACUUAUCAGAUACCUAGCAUUCAAAGUGCUUCAAAAAGGAGGUGGAGUUGGACAUAGGCUCUUUUUCUACCUGUAUGCAUUCUUCUUCCUCUUGGGCAGCUUCAUUGGCAACGAUCCGAUCAUCUUGUCAGGAACAGCAUUUCUAGCAUACAUGACCCGUGUGUCAAGUAACAUCGUCCACCCAAGAGCUUGGAUUUACACUCAAUUCGCAAUCGCCAACAUAGCUUCGGCUAUUCUGGUUUCCUCGAACCCGACCAACCUCGUCCUCGCUGGAGCCUUCAACAUCAAAUUUAUCAACUACACGGCUAAUAUGAUCGUACCGGUAAUUUCAACAGCUAUUAUUCUGUUUCCGUUUUUACUAUAUAUUGUAUUCGCUGAUGAGUCACUUAUUCCCUUUUCCAUUAAGAUGCACGAGCUUUCAGCUGAGGCGCAAGCGAAAGCUCCGGUCAAUCCCAACAUUCCAAAUGCUCGAGGACUUGCAGAAGAGCAAGAAAAGUCUCUUGCCAACGACGAAGAAGGACAACUGUUAUCACUCGAAGAAAUUAUGAAUCCGUUUCUAGACAAGGGCGGCGCAGCAUUUGGAGCAGUUUUAAUGGCUGCCACGCUCGUCACGAUUUUAGCUGUGAACGCAGCAAGCCCAGGAGCAGGCAAAGAACGUCCGGUGUAUGAGAUUACUUUACCAGCUGCAUUCAUAAUGUUUGUAUGGGAUAUCGGUUUCGGCUGGCAUCAUCGCCGCGAGACUCGAAAAAUCGCACAAGACGGCCGGCAGGAAGUUGAAUAUGCGAGAGCUGAGGCGGCAGCGCUCAAGGAAAUGAGGGACGAGGAAGAGGAGGAAGCUGCACGUCUAUCCUCGCAGCAAGAAAAACAAGAAUCCACCAUAUCUCAGUCAGAUAGCUCAAACGGCACAACCGACAUUUCAAACCAAAACGAUAAAAUUACCAUAAUAACCGACCACACCACCCCCUCCGACAUCGAACUCUCCACCCUCCCAACCACCAAACCCUCCCUCCAAGACCGCAUCGCCCGUCACCUCGCCCAAAACCACUCCCCCGCCCCCGCAACCCUCACAACCCUCCUCAGCAAAACCCACCGCUGGUCCCAAGAAACCUUCCCCACCUGCACCGCAGUAGUAGCCCACCUCCCCUUCGCCCUCGUCCCCUUCGCCUUCGCCAUGUUCAUCCUGGUCCAAGCCCUCGUCACCAAAGGCUGGGUCCCCGUCUUCGCCUACGGCUGGGACCACUGGGUAUCGAAAACCGGCACCGUAGGCUCCAUCGCCGGCAUGGGAUUCCUCUCCGUGAUCCUCUGUAAUUUCGCGGGCACGAACAUCGGUACCACGAUCCUGCUCUCCCGCGUUAUACAGUCCUGGGAGGAAAUCCAUAAGAUCUCCGGGGUGCCGAUCACGGAUCGUACGUUUUGGGCGACGGUGUAUGCCAUGGCUAUCGGUGUUAAUUACGGCGCGUUUAGUACGGCGUUUAGUGCCUCCCUCGCCGGCCUGCUUUGGAGGGAUAUCCUCGCGCGCAAGCAUAUUAGGGUUAGGAGGUUGGAUUUCGCGAGGGUAAAUUUGCCGAUUAUUGCGAUUGCGAUGGUUGUUGGGUGUGUGGUGCUUGUUGGGCAGGUUUAUGUGGUUAGGGGGGAUAAGGGUCAUGUACCGAUUCGUUAG